AUUUUAGGGCUAAUUUGUUGAAAUUGUUCCAUAUUACAUUACACCAUUAGAGUAGGAAAUGGCUUUUCUUGGGACCAAGAUUCAAACCACCACUUUCACAUGGUUCAGUUCACUCCUUCACAGAGACAAGCACAAGCUCCUUCUGCAUCGAAAAUCCCUGAAGAAGACGAUGAUGACAACAACACAGUGCAAAUCCAAGAGACCCAUUUGCCCAUCUUGUUCCAAACCCACCCGAACCUGUCUCUGCUCUCGAAUCCUCACCCCUCGUAUCCCAAACUCGGUGAACGUGACCAUUCUGCAGCACGCGUUGGAGUGCAACCACCCGCUCAACUCUGCCAGAAUCGCCAGGCUUGGCCUCAAGAAUCUCACGCUGGCCACUGUCUCUGAUGUUCACGACGAAGCUCGGUUCCUGAUUCAGUUGCUGAAUCCCAAUCCCAAAUCGAAUUCGGUUGGAAACUCCUCAAAUGGUUUGUUUUCUUGUGAAAUUGGAGUGACCCACGAUUUGUUUCCUCAGAAAGAUUCAAACUUUAUUGAUAGUCCUGGUUUCAGAAAUGAUGUUGGGGAUGUUCCAAAUUCUCAUGUUCCGGCUGAAAAUGUGAACCUGAUAAGUAGCAAUGAAGGUGUAGAUGUGAAUGAUGAUGUUGAGAAAAAUUCAGUUUAUACUAAUUGUGAUCUAGCUAGUGGUGUUGGUGUCAAUGCAGAUAAUGGUUAUGGAGGGUCUGAUAUUGCUGUUACAAUUGGCAAAUUUGGUGCCAUUAGCUCUUUAUCUCAUGUUUGGAUGGCAGCAGAAUGUGAAUGUGAAUCAUCUAGUUUAGGCUUUGACAAGAUUUUGACUUGUCCUGAAGCUUGUGAAGCACUCUCAAAAGGGUUUUUGGUGAAGAAAUUGAGUGAAGAUGUUAACUUGGAAGAAUGUGAAGAAUUUGAGCUUGAGAUUUGUCCUGGAUCAGUUCUGCUAUUUCCCUCUGAUAAGGCUGUUACUGUUAGUGACCUAGUUGAUGUUGGUUUUGAGGUGAAGAACUUGAUUGUUCUGGAUGGAACAUGGUCUAAGGCAAAGAGAAUUUAUUGUGAAAACCCCUGGUUGAACAUUUUGCCGCAUUUGAAGUUGGAAGUGAAUGAGGCGAGCUUGUAUAGUGAAGUGAGGCGCCAGCCCAAAGCUGGUUAUUUGUCCACCAUUGAGAGCAUUGUAUUUGCUUUGAAGGCAGUUGGGGAGAGUCAUGAGGGCUUGGAUAAUCUCUUGGAUACUUUUGAAUCCAUGGUUGGAGAUCAAAGACGGUGUAAAGAUGAUAGAAUGAGCAAACUCUCUCCUAGUUGAGGCCCUUUCUUCUUUUUGCAAUAAAUUUUGAACCAUGAAACUUCAAGAGUUUUUGACUCACAUGUCCUUUCUUUGCAUUCAAUUGUUGUCCGCAACUGCAAUAAUGGCAACAACCGCAACGGACUUGAAGUCCCCACAGCGGCAUCAUGACCGCAAUUGUGGCCAUUUCAACUUUCAACCCACAUUUAUCCGCAACACGGCCACGGCUGCAAUUUGUCAACAUGGAGCCAAGGGACAUUGGAAGAAUCAAGCUGGAACUUAGAUGAUUAUGGAAACCUCGGCAGAAAGGAAUGUCAAAGAUUUUGGCGGCUUAAUGAUGUAAAAAGAAGUUGAUUAUUAACAAACAUGGAGAAACAGAAUCUAAAAGAGGGGGAGGAAGUACAAUGAUUUCUGGAAUUCAACACACAAAUAUCUGUUAUUAAAACUCUUUUUGUCUUGACAUCUUUAUCAAAUUGCUGUGAUGAUAUAAAUGUAAUUGGAUUCUCAAACCUGAUUUUAUGUGUUGAUCCUCACUGGAUGAAAUCAAUUUUAUUGCUUUGUGACAGAAUACGCUAACCCAAAAGUUUACAGUCAAUGCUUAGUAAACCU
Molecule: messenger RNA, 1900 nt
Organism: Lotus japonicus
Lineage: Eukaryota; Viridiplantae; Streptophyta; Magnoliopsida; Fabales; Fabaceae
Exons: 1
Coding region: 59-1312 (417 amino acids)
Source: RefSeq, a predicted model, not a curated record